Molecule: messenger RNA, 5103 nt
Organism: Motacilla alba alba
Lineage: Eukaryota; Metazoa; Chordata; Aves; Passeriformes; Motacillidae
Gene: TANGO2
Product: transport and golgi organization 2 homolog
Exons: 9
Coding region: 1515-2345 (276 amino acids)
Biological process (GO): protein secretion; Golgi organization
Cellular component (GO): Golgi apparatus
Source: RefSeq, a predicted model, not a curated record
AAGUCAUCAAAUUAUAGAUCCAUCUAUUCCACUUCAUCUGUAGUUAUUAGUAUUACUGCUGUGGAACAUGUGGUACACAAGGGAAGUGCAAAAAUGAAACAGUAAAAUGCUUUAAAAAUGCAGCCAGGAUACACUUUUCUCUGAGGGAGCAAAAUGGAUUACUUUAAAGAACUAAUCAAGCAUGUCUUAUUUUUGAUGAUUUUAAAGUUCGCUAUUAAAAACCUCAUUUCAGUAGUGCAAGAAAAUACAUCCAAUUUUAUGGUCCUUCUAUGGGCAUUUGAGGACCACAGGGCUCAGUUUCAUUUGGACAUACUCAAAAGAAUCAGUAAAACAGUUUGUACUCUGCUGAACAUUAGCUACUGUUGUAGUACAUGGAACUAGCAGAUUCCAGUGAAUAAUGGUUUUUAGCUGUGUUUUAGACUGCACCUAAACAAUAGUUUUGGAUGAGUUGAGAAGCAGUUUAGAUCACUGUUGUAACUGACAGAAGUUAUUUAUGAUGCUUGAUUUGUGAAUACGAAAUACAUAACAAAUGGCUUCCUUUUUCAAAGCCUGCUACUGGGAAUUCUUAAGGGUAAAAUAGUUUUAUGCCAAAUUGUGAACUGAUUGCUUCUAAUCAACCAAAUGAUGGUAGAACCCUAUGAAAAGGACAUACACAAUCUAUCAUGUUUGGGUCUCCUGAAAGUCCCUCUAAAUGCUACCUUAUGCUGGCGUGUAUCCACUCAGGCUUUUAACAGAUCCUUCAAAUGAGCAAAACAACACACUGUGCUGUCUAACAGAAUACUGCAGCACAGAAGAAUGUUAGUUACUUUAAUGUCAUUUCCAAAUUAGCGGUGCCAUUUGGAGCAGAACGCUUAAUUACAGGAUGUUUGUGGUUCUUGACAAGCUGGUUUGUGUGUAUUAGGCAUAAGUUGGACAGCAAACUAGAAACAUUACAGAAAUAGGAGAUUGUUGCUAUCAUGUCAUCCUUUGUAACUGUUGUCUUGUUGAGCAGGAAUAAGCAAACUAGAAUUUAUAAAAGCUCAUUAUCCAGAGAGCAGUCUUUACUGUCUCCAACCUAGAGCACAGGAUUUCCCCCCCCUUCCUGCAGACCUUGUUGCAUAGUGUGUAUAUUCUGGCUUGUAUUCUCCCCAAAAAGAAAAUCAGAAAGCAAGUGUUGUACCACAACUUUGCCUUUUCUAUGUGAACUCUUUAAACUAUGGCACCUCCUUCAUUUCUAAGGAUGGUUCUGAAGACACAUUUGCUGCAGAAAUGGAGCUUGAAAAUCAGCUUUUGAUCUAGCUUUGGACUUGCUGUAGGAUCAAGUUGCAAGUGGAAGUCAGUGCUGGCCCAAUCUUUUUCACCUUCUCCUCUCCUUGGUCCGUGGGGACUCAGCUGAGUGAGGAGGAGGCUGAGUUGAGCACGUGUGCUUUGCAGCUCCAGCUCUGUGCAAUGUGCUCGUCUCAUCCCCUGCUAUUACAGAAUGACCUUGCAUUGAGCCUUUUUGGGAGAAACAAGAUUUAAACAUCAGUUCUUCAAUGUGCAUCCUUCUAUUCAAAUUUGACCCACGGCCAGUUUCAAAAAAUGCAUACAGGCUUAUUCUAGCAGCUAAUAGGGAUGAAUUUUACCACAGACCAUCCAAAUCGGCCGAGUUUUGGGACAGCAGCAAUGAGAUCCUUAGUGGUCUGGAUAUGGAGGAGGGAAAAGAAGGAGGGACAUGGCUGGGAAUCAGUAAGAAAGGCAAGAUGGCAGCCCUGACAAACUACAUGCAGCCAAAGAUUGAUAAAAAUGCAAAAGGAAGAGGUGCUCUUGUAACAAACUUCUUGACUGCAGAUCUGGACAGCUACUCUUACUUGAAGAAAGUUUCAGUAGAGGGACAUCUUUACAAUGGAUUUAAUUUAUUAGCAGCUGACUUGAAUACCACCAAAGGAGAUGUAAUUUGCUACUAUGGAAACAGAGGAGAACCAGAACCUGUUUUCCUAAAUGCUGGAAUAUAUGGAUUGAGUAAUUCUUUGUUGGAUACGCCAUGGAAGAAACUUCAGUAUGGGAAGCAGCUUUUCACAGAAGUGGUCAAGAGAAGUCAAGACCUUACCAAAGAAGACUUGGUGAAGGAGCUUCUUACAGUGAUGAAUAAUCAAGAGCCUCAAUUACCAGACCCUGCAAUUGAAGACCAAGGGAAGGAUUACAUCCGUCCCAUCCUGAACAAGUAUGCAGCUUUGUGCGUUCGCUGCCCGGGUUACGGAACAAGGACGAACACGGUGGUGCUCAUCGAUUCCGAGGGAUGCGUUACUUUCACCGAGCGCAACAUGAUCAAUGCUGAUGUCAACCAGUGGCAAACAAGCACCUAUGAAUUCAAACUACACAGUUAACAACUUUCCACAUGAAUGGUUUGUAAUAAUAGCAAUGAGACAACAAGCCAUUAAGCUCUAGUAAAUGUUUUGUGCCAGCUUCCACAAACUAAAAAUAGCAAGGAAAGCAAAAGUUUAAAUAAACUGGUAUCAUACCCUGUCAAGCUCACAAAUGCUUUGGAGAAAACCAGAUGAAGAUUUUUUUUUUACAUGAAGUAGCAACUUAUAAUCAGAAAUAUUUUAUUUAAUGCCACCCUGCUUUCAGGGCAAGGCCAUCUUUGUCCAAGACAAAGUCGUUGCUUUUUUGUAGGUGUGGAUUUUUUUAUAGAUGUUAUUAGUAGACCUAAACUUGUUUUUAGUUCUAAUGGUGGGGAAAUACUUGCUGCUUUUAUUGUUCUAUAUGAAGGUUUUACCAAACUUCGCUUUACCUUCAACAUAUGCUGUUAAGAUUGUACAGCUGAUGCCAGUGUGCAUUAAAUGAAUGUAUGUUAUCCUGGUAGUAUUAAGUGCUUUAGUCUCAUUUAAGCUUUUCAGUGCCAUGGUGCAAUGUUCUGCCUGGGGAGGGCAGAGAGGGGGGAUUCUUUAAAUUCAUUUUUCUAUAGAUAGUACAGCAAUAGAUCUUAUUUGUAAAACUUGAUCUGAGAAUCAAGGUAGGGAAUUUAGUUCAGUCUCUGUUCACUUUUACUGAAAGAACCAUGGGAGCAGACUUGCUUAUUUUUGACCUGAAUAAAACUAUUUGUGCUGUGACAUCCUGUUUCCUGAUAGUCUAAUUAGCAGUAUUGUUUUUGUUAUUUUCUUCUCCAGCAAGCAGGUAAGGAAUAGGUACCUGUUUGCAAACGGAAGCUGAAGAUGAGGUUUUCAUGUGUCGGCUGUUUUGUACAUAUAAAAUUUUGGAUUCAUUUCUUUAUUGGUAGAAUGUGUUACAGCCUGGAGUGGAUUCCAUCUCAUGGAUUAUUAGUAGAAAUAGCUAUGUGUUGUAAGGUGACACUGUUGCAGUCUUAUAUUGCUGAAAAAGUUGAAUAUUAAGAGGUACUUCCUAUGUUCUAACACCUGUGAAUUAAAAAGCUAUUUAAAUGCAUGCUUUUUUCAAUUAUUCAGUGCCAGUGUAGGUAAUGGAAGAUUCUAGCUAAUAACAGGAUAUUUGAAAACCCUAAGCUAUUUCUGUUUCUAUUGGUAUUCUGUUUUGACUAUUUUUGAAUACUGAAUAUUAGGUUAGUAAUGGAUCACCACUAUUUUUUUUUCCUUUAGGUAUGCUGACUGUAUUUUCACAAGCCUCUGAUUUUAAUUAAUUAUUGCAGAGUAGUCAGAUUUUUGAUACUCUUUGGAAGAUGUGCAGCUGUGUUUCUGUUCUCAAGCUGGUGUAUUUUGGCAUUCUCACGUGUGUGUGUAUGUGUGUGUGUGUGUAAUGGAGGCAGCAGUAAAUGAAACUUUCCAUUGAGGUGAAGUACUGUGAAAGGCCAUUCCCAGAUUUGUAUUUGUCAGGAAGUGCUAAAGCAGCAUUUAGUCAAAUCUCUUCUUCAUAUUUGCAUAUUUAAAUAGCUCCUAGAGACCAGGACUGCUUACUUGACUAGUCACAGGUUGUGGAUUCAGUUCUGUAUAAAUGACUUUUUGACAACUUCGAUUGCAAGACAAUCAACAAUCGUGUUGGGUUGUACAUGGUUUAGAACUCAAAGCCUUCCAGACUGUCCUCCUGAGCUGCAGGAAAUGGUCAGCCCUUUUCAAUUUUUGAUGACUUUUAAACCCCACAUUUGUAUGGAUAAAAAUGUUAACUGUUAUUUUUAGAUGCAGAGAAGUAGCUAAAGCUGUCUUAAAUUUUAGUUUGACACAUGCAUACCUAAGAAACAAAGCCCUGCCUCAAUAGCUUGCUCUGAGAGUUUGCAUAGCAAACUUUUUAAAAUCCACUUACAAAUAGUGGAUAUUUAAACAUGACAUUCUCUUUGAAGACAUCAUAAAGGCAAGCAAAAUGCAUGCAGUUUCAUGCUAAAAGCAUUUGUAAGCUUCAGUCUUUAUAGCAGUCCUGUAAUAAUGAAAAUUUAUUCUUAGUUUUUACAUACAGGCAAAGAAAGGUGAGUCAGACCUUAGAUGUAAAUAUGGAUUAUAAUAAUGUAUUUUGAUAUGCUUGAAUCAAAAUUCUAAAUCUGGGAUUUGCUUUUUCUGACAAUUAGGACAAACAGGAAAGAGCCCAAACAUUGGAUGUUGUUUUUUAUCUCAUCAGAAUAGCUAAUAAAGUGAGGUAUUUUAACUUAUUUGGAAGCUUUUGUGAGAGUUUUGUCAUUGGCUGAAAUGGAAACAAGAUCAAGACUGCUGUGCAGAUAUCAGCAAGUGGUGCUUGACCAUAGAAGUGAUAAGGAAUUUAUGAAGUGCAUGAUCUACUCUGUGCAAAUUAGAGGUUGCAGUGAAUCCACUGGAAAAAGGAUACUGUACCUACAGUUUAAAAAGAAAGUGUUUUAUUUUUAUAAAAGUAUUUUUAAUAAUAAAAGGAAAUUUUAAAUACCAGUUUUAAAGGAUAUAAAGGAAAAAGGUGUGUAUAGGAAACUACUGCAUGGCAUUUUACUAAGUUUGCUUAUACAUGUCAUCUCUUCAAAGUCAUACAUUUGCAAGAGAUUUUUGUUUCCUGAUUAUUUUUUCUAUUGGAAUCGUAGUGGAAGAAAUUUUAAAAUGUGUAAAACCUCAGCUAUGUUUUUUUUGCUUAAAAUUGUGUCAUAAUUGUUAUUUACAUGUGUGUUCAAAACUAGAAUCAGAAUAAAGUCAAGCUGGUGACCAGUCUUUGUUGGCAUUA